ACCGAUGUAACUUACUGCCCACAGCUCGUUGUAGCAGUCGCCUGCUAAGCUAUCGAGAUGCUAACAUUGUCUGAGUUUAAAAAUCCAGUCACCUGACGAUGUAAACUGGGUCAGCAGGCAGCAUAGGGCUGCUUUAUCGAUGAAACUGUUUUAAUAUUACUUUGACGAAGCUUUGUCCAGGAUCCAGAGAAAUCCACGAUGAACCUGGAGCGACUGCCCAAUGAGGAGAAGCUCAGCCUAUGCAGAAAAUACUACUUAGGUGGCUUUGCGUUCCUCCCAUUUCUCUGGCUGGUCAACGUUGUUUGGUUUUUUCGUGAGGCUUUUAUGAAGCCAACCUACACUGAACAACUCCAGAUCAAAACAUAUGUGAAGCGGUCGGGGCUGGGGUUGCUGUUAUGGGUAGCAGUACUCACCACAUGGAUUACCAUCUUCCAGCACUUCAGAGCAGAGUGGGGGGCAGUGGGGGAUUACCUCUCCUUUACAAUUCCACUGGGCAUUCCCUGAGAUGCUUUUUGACAAUAGGUCUUUUGAAAAAAACAAAUGAACCACUGUAAUGGACCAAAAACAAGCUUCUCUAAACUCUAAAAUUCAAACGCUUAAUAAUACAUUAACAGUUUUCAAAAGAAAAAUGCUGUAGGACUUGGAAUUUUUCUUUUUUGUGCUAACCUAGGAAACCAAGAACAUUUUUACAGUAGGCUAAUUAAUCUUGUAUAGCAGACAGUGUUGACUGUCAUGUACAGUAUCUAAUGACAAAACUGGAUGUGCAUUGAGGUUUGUUCAGGAACAAUUGAUUGAACAGUUUUUUCCCCCUUGACUUAAAAAUGUUUUUUUGUUAAUGUUUGUAUGUGAUUGUGCACCCAAAACAAUUUUUACUUGUCUAUGAAUGGUGAAUAAAACUAUCAAAACUUC
Messenger RNA from Paralichthys olivaceus (Japanese flounder), 909 nucleotides. It is a transcript of the gene psenen, whose product is annotated as presenilin enhancer, gamma-secretase subunit. The record is from RefSeq and is a predicted model, not a curated record. NCBI's taxonomy places the organism in Eukaryota, Metazoa, Chordata, Actinopteri, Pleuronectiformes, Paralichthyidae. Gene Ontology annotation, cellular component: gamma-secretase complex. Gene Ontology annotation, biological process: Notch receptor processing.